Molecule: messenger RNA, 204 nt
Organism: Cricetulus griseus (Chinese hamster)
Lineage: Eukaryota; Metazoa; Chordata; Mammalia; Rodentia; Cricetidae
Source: RefSeq, a predicted model, not a curated record
AUGGCCUUGGAGGAACCCAAGGAAGGAGUUGAGACUGAGAACAACGAUCAUAUUGAUUUGAAGGUGGUGGGCAGAUGGUUGUCGUUGCAAUUUAAGAUGAAGAGGCAGACAGCACUUAGUGAACUAAUGAAAGCCUAUUGUGAACAACAGUUGGAAAAGGAUGAAGAAAUGAUUGAUGUGUUUCAGCAGCAGACAGCAGACUAA